AUGUGGCUUGCCACCCCAGCUAAGCGCUGCAGCAACGUCACCCCCUGCGACAUAGUUGAACAGUCGGCACUCAAAAGAAUUCUACAAAGGCUCCAAGAGCUCAAAGUUAAAGUAGAAAGGCAUGGACAACCCACAACUAGCACAAGGGCUGAUACUCAGAGUUCCAGACAUGAUAUAUUGGACUUGCUCAUGCAAAAUCAAGUCAAAAAUCAGAAGACAGCCGCUCAAAUUGCUAAAGUUUUAGCCCAACAAAGUGAUAAACAAAAGGAUGUUCCUACACCUCCUACACCCUGUGGUGAAAUGCCACACAGACAGCUUGCUAACCUGCUGCUUCUCUUCCUAACUAAUCCUCCAAACAUUCAGGGCUUACAUGUUAUGAAACUGCAAGGUCUAUUAGAGUGUGAGAGGAAACAAGAGCCUAUCCCAGUACCACCAGGAGAAAACAUAAUUAAAGUGGAUCCUUUUAUAGCAAGACAGUUCGAGAUUUACAGACAGACUCUUCAGAAGGGCUUCUCUUCGCCAAUCAAUAUAGGUGUGAUUCGGUCAGAUUACAUGUUCCUAUGUGGAGAAGAAGGGGUCGCAUCAUUAAAGCAGAUUGAGUUCAACACAGUAGCCGUUGCUGGUGGAGGACUGGCAUCUCAAUUACCGGCAGUGCACAGGCACAUAUUGAAAGUGGCUGGCAUACAUGAUGUAAAUAUCAUGGACAAUAACUGCAUUGCUGUCAUGGCAGGUGCGAUUGAAAAAGCAUGGAGCUUGUAUGGUUCACAAGGGUCAAUCGUUAUGUUUCUGGUAGAAGACAUCCAGAUGAAUAUAUACGACCAGCGGCUCAUAGAAAAUGAACUCUGGAGCAGGAAUAUUCCAGUUAUUCGGAGGAGGUUUGAGGACAUUAGUAAGAGAGGACACUUGGAUGAGGAGAAGAGGCUUUUUCUAGAUGGGCAAGAAGUUGGACUGGUUUACUAUCGUUACGGGUAUUUGCCACAGCAGUACACAGAGAAGAGCUGGGAGGCCCUGCUGAUGAUGGAGCAGUCCCGUGCAGUAAAGUGUCCAAACAUUGGCACUCAUCUAGUGGGAAUAAAGAAGGUCCAACAGGAGUUAGCACGGCCAGGAGUCCUUGAGCACUUCUUUCCUGGGGACCCAGAAGCAGUUUCUCGCAUCAGAUCAGUCUUUGCUGGACUCUACUCUUUGGAUUUGGGUAAUGAGGGUGACCAAGCACAAGCCAUGGCUUUUGCUGACCCUGAUCAAUUUGUGCUGAAGCCACAACGUGAAGGUGGAGGUAAGGAAAUGGGAAAGAUGUCCUCACAUUUUAACUGAUCUUCAUGGUUUCUGCUAAAGGAUUGUUAAAUACCGGGCAGGGCCACCACCUGGAAAUGAAGCCCCAUAAAAUGAAAAUUUACAACAUAAAGCCACAUUGGGCUUAGGUGUGUGUCAUCAGCCAUUAUAGUAGCAUGCUAAAAAAUGCUUAAAUGCAGCAGUUGAUUAUGCAAUGUAAUUAUGUACAGUACUUUCACCGUUGUCUUUGAGUGAUAAGAUUAUUUAAAAUGUACUUGAAACAGUCAACCACCCACUUCCCAAAGUUAUUUAUCUGUUACGAGGUUCUGAGGAAAAGGAGAUACUAUUUAAUCCUGAAUGGGGUUUCCAAUUGAUAAGUGUGAAGACACAUUCGCACUGCCAUACCGGCUCACACUGGACAAUUCUAAGUCCCCAUAGAGGUUGGGAGCACCCACCUCACGGCAAACCACCCGGAUUGAGAUCCUAGUGCAGCCGUGCAAUCGGUGACACCUCAGCACCACACU
This is a messenger RNA of Polypterus senegalus (gray bichir), 1793 nucleotides long. Its product is annotated as glutathione synthetase-like. Gene Ontology annotation, biological process: glutathione biosynthetic process. Lineage: Eukaryota; Metazoa; Chordata; Cladistia; Polypteriformes; Polypteridae. The coding region runs from base 1 to 1311 and encodes 436 amino acids. Gene Ontology annotation, molecular function: ATP binding; glutathione synthase activity; glutathione binding. The transcript has 10 exons. Gene Ontology annotation, cellular component: cytosol. The record is from RefSeq and is a predicted model, not a curated record.